Molecule: messenger RNA, 1458 nt
Organism: Heterocephalus glaber (naked mole-rat)
Lineage: Eukaryota; Metazoa; Chordata; Mammalia; Rodentia; Bathyergidae
Source: RefSeq, a predicted model, not a curated record
UAAUGAUAGAAGAUAGCACAAUUUGAGAGCAAUACUACAUUUUAUCAAGAUGUCCGUGAAAUGGAUCUCAUCUCUGCUGCUACUACAAAUGAGUUGUUAUUUCAACUCUGGAAGUUGUGGAAAGGUGCUGGUAUGGCCGAUGGAAUACAGCCACUGGAUGAAUAUAAAGAAUAUACUAGAGGAACUUAUCCAUAGGAGACAUGAAGUGACAGUUCUGAGACCUUCAAGUUACAUUUUUGUUGAUGUUAAUUCAUCAUCUGGAAUUAAAUUUGAAACAUUUACUACAUCUGCGAAUAGAGAUCAAUGGGAAAAUUUUUUCAUUCAUGGAAUCACUCGGUUGAUUAAUAUUGGCUCCAAAGAUUCAUGUAUUACAUAUUUUUCAGAAGUAGAAAACAUUUUCAAAGAAUUUUCUGAAACUUGGCAAAAUUUCUGUAAAGAAGCAGUCUCAAACAAGAUACUUAUGAAUAAACUCCAAGAAUCAAGAUUUGAUGUCCUUCUUGCAGAUGCCAUUGGUCUCUGUGGUGAACUGGUGGCUGAGCUACUAAAAAUACCUUUGGUGUACACUCUCCGGUUCUCUCCAGGCUACAAAAUAGAAAAAAAUGGAGGAGGCCUUAUACUUCCUCCUUCUUAUGUACCUGUUGUAAUGUCAGGACUAGGUGGUCAAAUGACUUUCAUGGAAAGGGUAAAAAACAUGAUAUGUAUGCUUUAUUUUGACUUUUGGUCUGAUCCGUUUAAUGAGAAAAAGUGGGAUGAGUUUUACAGUGAAGUUUUAGGAAAACCCACUACAUUAUAUGAGGCAAUGGGAAAGGCAGAAAUGUGGCUCAUUCGAAGCUAUUGGGAUUUGGAAUUCCCUCACCCCACCUUACCAAAUUUUGAUUUUGUUGGAGGACUCCACUGCAAACCUCCCAAACCUCUACCUAAGGAAAUGGAAGAAUUUGUGCAGAGCUCUGGAGAACAUGGUGUCGUGGUGCUUUCUUUGGGGUCCAUGGUCAGUAACAUGACAAAAGAAAGGGCCAAUGUGAUUGCCUCAGCCCUUGCACAGAUUCCACAAAAGGUGGGCAAAGUGUCUCAAUGGCAAAUAUCCACUAAAGAAGUCAUUAAAUCCUGCAAAUAUCUGCUUUCAAAAAACUUCUUUCUUUUCCUACAGCGUUAGGAAGUCACUGUAUACUUAAGCAAUGUUACAGAAAGAGUUAAAUUUUAUUUAAAAAUGCACUAUCACAAUAACAUUAAGCAAGUAUUUAAAGGGGUUUAGAAUGAAUCACUCAGGUUAGGAUUUCCACGUUAGUUUCACUUUUUAAUUUAUCCCCAUUUUGGAAUAGACUUUAAUAUGCAUUUUAGGGGGAUAUUCAGACAGGAAAAAGUCAACUGGAUCCAAUUCAAGAUCCAGGUAUCCACUCACCCAUGUUAAUGAAAAAAUGGGGAAGAGCAAGAUAAACUACCAACAGAGUUAACAGACAA